UUUUUACAACCUACGCAUUUGCAUUUGUCAGUUGCAGAGUAUGAUCGGCAAUUGUGUAUUACUAGAAAACCCUUGCAGGUAUCAAAGCAACUGAAAGCCUGCUUCUUAUUAUUUUAAUAAAUCGAUUCACUGGUCUGGCGAGAUCACGGAGUUGUUCUCCGUGACACAAAAAGCAAUUUUUUUGGGCGGAGAAAAGAAAGAUAGGGUGUUACAGGUGAUUGGAAAGAAAUGGAUCAGAGAGAUAGGACGUUCGAUGAUAAGGAGAAGAGUUUAGAGUUUAAGACGUUCGCAGGCACAAUGAGCGGAGGGGUUGCCGGGAGCAUCUGGGGUGCGGUGGUGGCGAGCUGGCACGAUGUGCCCAAAGUGGAGCGCAACGUGGCCCUGCCCGGUCUCCAGCGCACCCUCCACCUCAUGGGCAACUACGGCCUCACCUUCGCUGCCAUUGGAGGGAUCUUCGCCUUCUCCGACCAUGUCGCCCAACGCUUCCGGGGCAAGCAGGAUUUCUGGAACGGCGCCAUUGGUGGCUUUGUUGCCGGCGCUUCCGUCUUGGGAUUGAGAGGCCGUAGCAUUUCUUCUGCUCUUAAAGCUGGUGCUGCUCUGGCAGCUACUGCUGCUCUUGUGGAUGCAAGUGGACAGACCACAAGGAUUGAUAAUGGAACAGAGUACUAUCCAUAUACUACUGGAAAGGCCCCAGAAUCAGCAGCUGUCGAUUGAUUUACAGUUCAUUUGGCAAAACUUAUUUUAAAGGACAGGAUUUUUAAUGUUGUUAUUUCUCCAUGGAGAGUGAAAAAUAACUGGGAUUUGGAAACCAAACGAAUCUUUCUAUUAUCCAGAGAAAAAAUAAUAUGGUAUUCAUUUGUUGUUUCCAUUAAUGUUGAAUGAUAAUGGCCUAUGAUACCAGAAUGCACAGGUCAUGCUUUUCAUUGUCA
Molecule: messenger RNA, 929 nt
Organism: Cryptomeria japonica (Japanese cedar)
Lineage: Eukaryota; Viridiplantae; Streptophyta; Pinopsida; Cupressales; Cupressaceae
Product: outer envelope pore protein 16-3, chloroplastic/mitochondrial
Exons: 3
Coding region: 229-714 (161 amino acids)
Biological process (GO): mitochondrial respiratory chain complex I assembly
Source: RefSeq, a predicted model, not a curated record